Molecule: messenger RNA, 1354 nt
Organism: Rubroshorea leprosula
Lineage: Eukaryota; Viridiplantae; Streptophyta; Magnoliopsida; Malvales; Dipterocarpaceae
Source: the annotation of a GenBank genome assembly
AGUGUCCUGCUUUCUCAAAAACCCUUCCACCUGAGAAUUGAAGCACCCAUGUUCGUCCACCUGAUAUUAACUCUUAUUUAUCCAAAUUCGAUAAAGGAACAAGCUUUCUCACUGUAAUUUACCACCUGCAAGCAAUAGAUAGCUAAGGAGAUGGAGCAAUCGCAAGAGAGAGAAGAGCUCACGCUGGUGGCACGAAAACCCUGCUUUGACCUCCCAACAGCUUGUCCAAUCUGCUUGCCUGUCUACAUUUAUCUCAAGCUCGCUCGGAUUCCCUUUACCUUGGAAUUCAAUUCCAUCUACCCUGAUUCAGAUCAAAUCCCUUAUGUUGAAUAUGGUGCUUAUGUGGCCUACAAUAACGAGAAUGAUGGAGUUAUUGAACGUUUAAAGCACGAUGGUGUUGUUGAUCUUGAUUCUGAAUUCCAGUCAGUGCCAGAGUGGCUAUCAGCAAAAGCCAUGAUCAGUUCUUGGCUCGCUAAUGCAAUCACAUAUGAACUGUGGCUAGGUUCUGAUGCGAGUGUGGCUUACAAGAUUUAUUAUUCUGAUCUCCCAUGGCCCAUAAGGAAGUUUCUGUUCUUAAAGCAAUUAUAUAGUGUGAAGCAGCGUCUUGGGAUAACUAAAGACAAUGCCCAGUGGAGGGAAGAACAGAUUUACAAGAGGGCAAAGAUGGCAUAUGACGCACUGUCAACUAGGUUAGGAGAGCAGGAUUUCCUCUUCGAGAAUAGGCCAUCACAUUUAGAUGCGCUCUUCCUUGGACAUGCUCUUUUCACUCUUCAAGCAUUACCUGAAACCUCAGUGCUUCGCAGCAAACUCUUGGAGCAUGAUAAUAUUGUUAGAUAUGCUGGAAAACUUAAAAUGGAGUUUUUGGAGGCCAAUUCAUCAUCUUCUGCCCCACAGCCACACUCAUUUCCUUCUUCAUCAGCUCCAAGAAGGCAGACCUCGAAUUGGAGUUCAAAGCCUAAGAGCAAACCCAAGAGGGAGAAAACGGAGGAGGAGAAAAAAUUUAAAUGGAGGUCCAAAUACUUUUUGGCAGCACAGGGUCUUGCAGUACUACUUUUUCUGUCAGUCAUGGGUUAUGGUUCUGCUGAAGUUGAGCUUGAGGGUGAUGAUGAAGGCUUCAACUAUGAUUAACUAAGAAAGUUCCUCAGUUACCUGUCGACUUGUGUCCCAUUUUCCCUGUGAUUAUCAACGAGGCAAGCAUCAUGUUGAGGAUCAAUUUUUCCUUUUUUUAUUCGAUAUUCUGUGACUUUGCAUCAAAAUUUUGGAAAAUAAACAAUUAAACAUCCAUACAAAGGAAAAUUUCUCAUUCUUUUCCACUAGAGAUGGAGAUGUUAUUUGGGUGGUAUAUUUUGUACUC